This is a messenger RNA of Haliotis rufescens (red abalone), 2134 nucleotides long. RefSeq names its product prostaglandin reductase 1-like. The transcript is spliced from 9 exons. The coding region runs from base 147 to 1142 and encodes 331 amino acids. The record is from RefSeq and is a predicted model, not a curated record. Gene Ontology annotation, cellular component: cytoplasm. Gene Ontology annotation, biological process: prostaglandin metabolic process. Lineage: Eukaryota; Metazoa; Mollusca; Gastropoda; Lepetellida; Haliotidae. Gene Ontology annotation, molecular function: 2-alkenal reductase [NAD(P)H] activity; 15-oxoprostaglandin 13-reductase [NAD(P)+] activity.
GCCAAACACGUUACCACCCGACCUUUACACGCAUUUGUUGGUAGCCGGCCAAAGAGACCCAACAUAUCGGUAUCACUGCUGUGUCAACCACUAGCGUAGUACGUAUAUAUAGCUGAAGGAUCACAGGUAAGCAGGCUAACGUCAAUAUGGUUAAGGCAAAAAAGUGGAUUCUUGCAACAAAGUUCGAUGGGGAGCCAAAAGACUCCAACUUCAAGCUUGAAGAAGAGGACCUUCCUGCAUUGAAAGAUGGAGAAUUCAUCUGUGAUGCAGUAUAUCUCAGUGUGGAUCCAUACAUGAGGGUGCAUACUUUCCCUGUCGGGAGUUGUGUCAUGGGCGAACAGGUAGCAAGGGUGACGGAGAGUAAAAGCAAGGACUACCCUGUAGGAUGCCUGGUCCAGAUGUAUGCGGGGUGGCGUUCACGUACACUGGUCGACCCUACAAAACCAAAAGACAUGGAAGCCAUUCAGUUCCUCAAAGUGCCAGAUCUUGGAAAACUGGAGCCAUCUCUCGCACUGGGAAUCUUGGGCAUGCCAGGGGUGACGGCCUAUUUCGGGUUCCUGGAGAUCUGUCAACCUAAGGCUGGGGAGACUGUGUUGGUCAACGGUGCCGCGGGGGCAGUGGGCAGUGCUGUCGGACAGAUCGCCAAGAUCAAGGGGUGCAAGGUGAUUGGCUUUGCGGGAACAAAGGAGAAAUGUGAUUGGGUGAAGAGUCUUGGAUUUGAUCACGUGUUCAACUACAAGGAAGCUGACAUCAGCAAGUCCUUGAAAGAGGCGGCCCCUGAUGGAAUUGACUGCUACUUUGAUAAUGUUGGAGGAGAUUUCACUGCUAAAGCACUUCAACACAUGAAACUGUUCGGUAGGAUUUCCAUUUGUGGUGGUAUCUCAAUCUACAAUGCAACAAAACCACCACUCACUCCAGAUCCGUUCAUGACGAUCUUAUCCAAACAACUUAAAGUGGAAGGUUUCAUGGUGAUGCGAUGGUUGGAAAAAUAUCCGGAGGGCAAAGCUGAAAUGAAGAAAUGGAUAGACGAAGGCAAGAUCAAGUACAGAGAGACGGUCAAAGAGGGUUUCGAGGACAUGCCCCAGAUCUUCAUGUCUUUGUUGAAAGGAGCCAACAUUGGGAAGAUGAUCGUUAAAGCCUAGACCAGCCAUUUGAUGACUGAGUGUUGGCAUUUCAUUCCGCUUUAGAUCAGUUUGAACACUACUGCACCAUCGUGACAUUCCUACUUAUGCUGAUAUCAUGCAGAUGUAGUGUUUCGUGAAGUGUACACUGCUUGUGUGGAUAGAUAGAUUAUUGUACUAGCCAGCUGAAGGUCUGUGUAUAUAUGCGGCAUUUGGAAAACAUUCAGCAUCAACAUACCAUACGCUCUGUCCCAUAACAUAUACUGCUCAAACGAAAUGGGCAUUUCAAGCCAUGACAAAUUAGUAAUAUUAAAAAAUUGGGUGUUCAUUAACUUCUUCACAGUAGUUUAUAUAUGAGUUCUUACAUAGACUAUGAUAGUUUUGUUUGCUGUCCACUAUAUUAUGUUCGCGAUCAGUAAUUCAGAUACGUCAUCUAAUUUGUCUUUAGGGGCGGUCGGGUAGCCUAUUGGUUAAAGCGUUCGCUCGUCAUGCCGGAGACCUGGGUUCGAUUCCUGACAUGGGUACAAUGUGUGAAGCCCAUUUCUGGUGUCCCCCGCCGUGAUAUUGCUGGAACAUGCUAAAAGCGGCGUAAAACCAUACUCACUCACUCGCUCGCUCGCUAAUUUGUCUUAGUGGGUACGAAAAGUGGCUUCAUUUGGAUUGUGAAACCCCUUAGGCGGUCCAGAAACGUGUGUUCGAAUCCUGAUUAGCUAUGAAGCCUAGACCAGCCAUUUGAUCCCCGAGUGUUGGCAUUUCAUUCCGCAGUUAUUCGUACGCACUUCAGUGUCAGUGAAGUGUGCAAAUACUCGAUAUAUCCAUCAUUUUGAUAUUAUAGCCGUGUGAUAUUGUUGUGGAGAUUUGUAACUCGAUAAACAUUAACAAGAUCAACAUUCCAUCAUAUAUAUAUCUAUAAAACGAUGGAAAGAAAACCUUGUUUUGUCGUUUAUUGUUUGAAAUAAAGAGGUAUCUGUAAUAAACAAUUACAUUCAAAAUAACGUUUCUCUAAUUCUGAA